CACCAACCAACCAACGAAGAAGAAGCAGAGCGUUCUGCAGCGGUGUCGCUUGCUAACGGGCUAAUAUAUUAGCCUCUUGUUAAGAGGUAUCGUUAAAUACGCCGUCUGUACUUUCUGAUAUAACAGUUGAAUAAAAGGUAUCUGAGCAUAAGACGCUAUCAAGCUGAUUGUUGAAAUGGGAGAUCCUGCUUUCCACCGUGACUGCCCUCUAGACUGCAAGGUUUACGUGGGAAAUCUAGGAAACAAUGGAAACAAGACAGAGUUAGAACGGGCUUUUGGCUAUUAUGGCCCUUUAAGAAGUGUUUGGGUGGCCAGAAAUCCUCCAGGUUUUGCUUUUGUAGAGUUUGAAGAUCCUAGAGAUGCGACCGAUGCUGUAAGAGAACUGGAUGGCAGAACCAUGUGUGGAUGUCGUGUGCGUGUUGAGCUGUCGACUGGAGAGAAGCGCUCCAGGAGCCGCGGCCCUCCUCCAUCAUGGAGCAGACGACCCCGAGAUGAUUUUAGGCGACGUAGUCCCCCAGUCAGACGCAGAUCACCCAGGAGGAGAAGCCUGAGUCGCAGUCGCAGCAGGUCUGUGUCACGAGAAAGACGCAGAUAUCGGUCUUUGUCCAGAGACAAGAAUCGUAAGCGUUCACGAUCCUUCUCCAGAUCAAGGAGUCGUUCCAGGUCUCAUGAUAGGAAAUGAAGAUCCUGGAUUGCUCUGCAAGGUCAUAUCAAGAUUUUGAAGAGGAACGUUUUUACAGUGCCACUUUUCGUUCUUAAAUUUUGUUUAAAACUUUAAAAGCGCCCCAUGUGGGUUGCUAUGUCAUGCUUUGUGAUAUCCGUUAAAAGAACAACAAAGGCCGGGAUGGUUCUACUUUUAUCUGAUUUGUCUGUUGUGGCAGAAGUAGUUUUUUUUUUAUUUUAUUAUUAUUUUUUUUUUCUUUUUUUUUUUUUUCCAUUUUGUAUAAUUGUUCUCAUGGAUGAAUUUGUCCUGCAAAAAUGAACUUGUCCUGCAUGUUUUGAAACUGAAUACUGUCUUUGGUUUAGUAGAAAACAUCUUUUAACUGUUUAAAUAAAUUGUGAUUUAUAAUUUUUUUUCUGCUUGCUUUAUUCUAUUCAUUAUUUCUAUUUUCUUUGCAUCACUGUGAAACAGGGACUUAACAGAUGUUGGUGCUGUUAUUUGAAGGAUGUCCCCAUCUGCAUUUCUG
This is a messenger RNA of Cyprinodon variegatus (sheepshead minnow), 1187 nucleotides long. RefSeq names its product serine/arginine-rich splicing factor 3-like (gene srsf3a). The transcript is spliced from 7 exons. The record is from RefSeq and is a predicted model, not a curated record. Gene Ontology annotation, molecular function: RNA binding. Bases 176 to 682 code for a protein of 168 amino acids. Gene Ontology annotation, biological process: mRNA splicing, via spliceosome. Gene Ontology annotation, cellular component: nuclear speck. Lineage: Eukaryota; Metazoa; Chordata; Actinopteri; Cyprinodontiformes; Cyprinodontidae.